AUGUCUCGUCCUGUUACUCGUGCGACAAAUGUCGAUAAACAUCCUGGUCAACUUGAUCUAAGGGUAAAAAGACGCACCCAGGCAGAGGUAAAAGAGGCCAAAAGGGCAGAAGAAAAGGCCAAGGAGAAGAUGCAGCUAGCCAAGGUCAAGAAGUUGAAGAAGAUUGCUGAUCUGGAGGACAGAAUGGCCAAUGACAUGGCCAAAAUUGAGACUGGACGUGUCACACAGUCGUCUCAGCAGCCUGCGAAAUGUCCUCGGGCUUCAGACCCUCAAUCUCUCUGA
Molecule: messenger RNA, 282 nt
Organism: Sparassis crispa
Lineage: Eukaryota; Fungi; Basidiomycota; Agaricomycetes; Polyporales; Sparassidaceae
Exons: 1
Coding region: 1-282 (93 amino acids)
Source: RefSeq, a predicted model, not a curated record